Heterocephalus glaber (naked mole-rat) is the source of this 6733-nucleotide messenger RNA. It is a transcript of the gene Snx33, whose product is annotated as sorting nexin 33. NCBI's taxonomy places the organism in Eukaryota, Metazoa, Chordata, Mammalia, Rodentia, Bathyergidae. Gene Ontology annotation, cellular component: plasma membrane; cytoplasmic vesicle. Gene Ontology annotation, molecular function: phosphatidylinositol binding; protein binding. Gene Ontology annotation, biological process: plasma membrane tubulation; endosomal transport; mitotic cell cycle. The record is from RefSeq and is a predicted model, not a curated record.
CCCAUCUGCAGAGGAAUGCAAGAGCCUCCCCGAGCGGGAGCAGCCAGCGGGAGCCGGGAGCCAGCGGGAAGAAAGGCCCUGCCUGCGUUUCUGGGACGGCGGUUUGUUCCGAGGAAGCCUCCUCUGCCUUAGAACAUUGUUCCGGUGGAAAGUAUUGAAUUCUUGCCCUCGCAGAGCUGGUUUCUCCGGGUCACUUGACUUUUCCAUUGGGAGUGGGAGGAGGGAGAGACUCCCCCUUCCCAGGGCUGCCAAGAAAGGGAGGAAGACUAUGGACAGAGCCCCACGUUCCUUGCCCACAGGCAAUGCCGGGAGACCCCGCGGGGCAGUUCCUGGGUCAUGGACACUGCUCUGAAGAAGGGGAGGCUGGACAGAGUCUGUGGAUGCUGAGACCCUGCCGCAGGGGCCCCUGAGACGGCACUGUGUAAUAGGCAUCGAGCUGCUGGUGCAUUUUUGGUCACCCUGGUCUAGAACACGGCCCUCUCCUUCCCAUCUUUAUCCACCAGCAGCACCACCAUGGCGCUGAAAGGUCGAGCCCUGUAUGACUUUCACAGCGAGACUGAGGGGGAAAUCAGCAUCCGGCAGGAUGAGGACCUGGUAGUCUUCAGUGAGACCUCCCUGGAUGGCUGGCUUCAGGGGCAGAACAGCCGUGGGGAGAUGGGGCUGUUUCCUGCCUCCUAUGUGGAGAUCAUCCGUCCUGGCAUCGGUGCCAACCAUGGUGACUACCCCAGCAGCCCUGCAGGGUCUCUGGGUACCCAGGUGAGCGCCUAUGACAGCUUUAGCCCAGCCAGGAGUGGUGGGGGCAGUGGCUUCUUCUCGAACCCAGGCAGCUUCGAGGAGGACGAUGAUGAUGACUGGGAUGACUGGGAUGAUGGGUGUACGGUGGUGGAGGAGCCUCGGGGUGCUGGGCUGGGUACCAAUGGGCACCCCCCACUCAACCUUUCCUACCCGGGUGCCUACCCCAGCCAGCACAUGGCUCUCCGGCCCAAGCCACCCCUGGAGCGGCAAGACAGCCUGGCAUCUGCCAAGCGGGGCAGCAUGGUGGGCCGCAACCUUAACCGCUUUUCCUGCUUCGUGCGCUCUGGUGUGGAAGCCUUCAUCCUUGGAGAUGUGCCUAUGAUGGCCAAGAUUGCCGAGACUUACUCCAUCGAAAUGGGCCCCCGCGGCCCCCAGUGGAAGGCCAACCCCCAUCCAUUUGCCUGCUCCGUGGAGGACCCCACCAAACAGACCAAGUUCAAAGGCAUCAAAAGCUACAUUUCCUAUAAACUCACUCCCACCCACUCAGGCUCACCUGUCUACCGGCGCUACAAACACUUUGACUGGCUCUACAACCGCCUGCUGCACAAGUUCACGGUCAUCUCUGUCCCCCACCUGCCUGAGAAGCAGGCCACUGGCCGCUUCGAGGAGGACUUCAUCGAGAAACGCAAGCGGCGACUCAUCCUCUGGAUGGACCACAUGACCAGCCACCCCGUGCUCUCUCAGUACGAGGGCUUCCAGCAUUUCCUCAGCUGCCUGGACGACAAGCAGUGGAAGAUGGGUAAGCGCCGUGCAGAGAAGGAUGAGAUGGUGGGCGCCAGCUUCCUGCUCACCUUACAGAUCCCCACAGAGCACCAGGACCUGCAGGAUGUGGAGGACCGUGUGGACACUUUCAAGGCCUUCAGCAAGAAGAUGGAUGACAGUGUUCUGCAGCUCAGCACUGUGGCAUCGGAGCUCGUGCGCAAGCAUGCCGGCGGAUUCCGCAAAGACUUUCAGAAGCUGGGCAGUGCCUUCCAGGCCAUCAGCCAGGCCUUCCAGAUGGAUCCUCCUUUCAGCUCCGAGGCCCUCAACAGUGCCAUCUCGCACACAGGCCGGACCUACGAGACCGUGGGCGAGAUGUUCGCCGAGCAGCCCAAGAAUGACCUUUUCCACAUGCUUGACAUGCUGUCCCUCUACCAGGGCCUGCUCUCCAACUUCCCCGACAUCAUCCACCUGCAGAAAGGCGCCUUUGCCAAGGUGAAGGAGAGCCAGCGCAUGAGCGACGAGGGCCGAAUGGUGCAGGAUGAGGCAGAUGGCAUCCGCAGGCGCUGCCGAGUGGUGGGCUUCGCUCUGCAGGCUGAGAUGAGCCACUUCCACCAGCGCCGUGAGCUCGACUUCCAGCACAUGAUGCAGAGCUACCUGCGCCAGCAGAUCCUCUUCUACCAGCGUGUGGCCCAGCAGUUGGAGAAGGCCCUGCGCAUGUAUGACCACCUCUGACCUUGUGGGCCCCACCAAGGCCUGGUCACGGUGCGGCCGGAGCUUGGCGGGGGCAAGGUGGGCAGGAAAAGGGGCUUUGGAGGCAUCCCAGCCAACCUGCUUUGAGACAGCAGAGCAGGGCCAGGCUGCCCUCACCACCCCUGUUCACUCAGUGUCACCAUGGUCCUGGGCCAGUUGUUGUGCACCUGGGCUGGUGCCUGUCCCAGGGGAUGGCAAGGGUCAGAUACAAAAUCAGGCAAAGGAAAUACAGUGUGACGGGUGGCUGAGUAAGGGGCUCCUGUAAGCUCCCAGAUGGGUCCAAGCCCCCUAUCGGCCAGAGUAGGCAAUGUUCCAGCAGAAUGUCUUGAUGAGAUGAGUGACAAGGACCUGCCAGACAGCAAAUGGGAAGAAGAACUUUUGAGGAGAGGAUUCAUGUGGGGUCUUCUCUCCCUUACCUUUCCCAAGCAUGUUUGGUGUCCUCUCCAUAGGGACUCUGGCCUGGUGGCAGAGGGAAGGGAUGGUCCUUGCUUCUUGUCCUGCCUUUCCCUGCCCCACCCUGUCCCCUGCAGGAAGGGCUGCAGGGCAACUGCCUGCAGGCCUCUGCCUCCCCUCCCCUCCCCUGCUGUGCCCCCGCAUUCUCUUGCUUGGUUGCCAGGCAGCAUCCUUCCCCCUGGGCUUGGGGUGCAGGACAAGCCACAGACCAGAGGCCCUGGUGGCGCUUUCCUGGAGGGGACACCCUCAAGUUAUGGGAUAUUUGAGUUCCCCAGCAGUAACUGCCUUGCUCCAAGCCAGCCCAGACCCCAGCUCCCAGGGGCCUUGGCCAUGGAGGUGUCAUCUUCCAGAAUCCUUCCUGUUGCACUGUGGGAGCCCAGGAGAGAGCCAGGGAUUCCAGUUCCCAGCCCUUGGAAGCUCCUGGUCACCUCUGCUGUUUCCAGCCUAUGUUUACGUCCGCCGCCUCUCCUGGGCCAGGGCAUGGCCAAGCAGCAGCUGGGAGGACAGUGAUUGUCACCUCUGCCCCUAGGAGGUCUUGGUUUGCUCCUAGCUGCUGCUGCUUGAAUUUUUCUCUUUUUUUUUCUUUGUAAACCUUCCACUAUAAGAUGACAAGAGCACAACCUCUUCUGUGUGGAUCCUGGGAGGGCUGAGGGUGGGGAAGGCUGGACUCCAAAUUGACCCCCAGAGCCACUAGACGAGAUUUGGCAGUCACGGUAGGUCAGGUCAUUUUUUCCACAGACCCUCAACAGGUAGGGGAUGAGGAGCUAGUGGGAGGAGCUAGAGGUGGCCCAGACCCUGGAUAGUCUGUACAGCUGGGAAGAUAAGUUCAGUCCAUGCAGGCUUCCACUGUGCUGCUCCCGGUGCCCUGAGGGUUGUGGGAAGGAGGAAUGGGAGGCCACGCCUAGGACACUCCUGGGUACUUUCUGUCCCUCCCCCAUCAUCCUUGCUCUGCAGUGGGUCUAUGCUGGAAACUAAAGAGGCACUGCAGCUGGGCCCUUGUGGGGUACGUGGUCCAGGUGGGUAGGAGCUGUGCCUCUGGCACUGCAGAGGUAAGCAGAGUAGACACAGUCAUCUUCCAGUGGCCAUGGGGUUGGAGAUGGGCUGGGCGCCUCUCAGCAUCAGGGCUGCCCAGGGAGGCCUUGCCAGGCCAGGACUGGGCAGCGAGAGAUGGGCACAGGCCCUGCUCUUCAGGGCAGAAUGUCCUCACAGGAACUUCUGGAAUGGGUCCCCUGGCCCUAGGUCAACAUUAGGUCAGAUUUGGGACUUUUUGAGGAAUUUUCCCCUCUCCUUUCUCCUUCCUUUAUUUUUUGGCCCAUCUGCGGAGCUAACGUCUGCCCUAACUCUGCUCAGCUGUGUCAUCUGCAGAGUGCAGCUGAGUGUGGGAGGGACAGGAUCUCCUUCCCGAGGCAACCUGGAAGGUCCCCUGUUAGUCACCUGCCCUGGGGAGCUGUCACCCUCUCGUGUCCCUCUGAGAGGGCCACUUCCUGUGCCUGUGUCCUCAAGAUCAGUGAUUGGGAAGGGGUUGGACCUUGGAGAAGAAACAGGAAGUGGAGGCUUGGGAUAGGUCAGGCAUCCUGAGGUCCCUGGGUGGGGAAAGGUGUGUGGGGUGAGGAGUGGGGCAUCAUGGCCCUUCUGUCUUCUGAGUGGGUUGGGAUGUUGGGGAAUCUGGAGUUGUUCUGGGCUGGCCAGAACCCCUCUCAGCAGGAGACUGGGGAACCAGUAUCGGAGGAGGGGACACGCUGGUAGUAGCAGGGCUUGCUGGCCUUAGUCACAUGCCGGCAGCUGUUUCAGGCUGAGCUGGGCCCAGCUGCCUGCAGUUUCCUCCUUCGCUUUGCUCUGAGUGGGGUAGAAGACAAGGCUUCUUUUUCUGUCCUUGGUGGCUACUAGGACCUGGGUGGGGAUGAGGGGCCCCUGAUUCCCCAAUCCUGGCUGGCCAAGGAAACAGAGUCUGCUGUGUGGCCUCAUGUGGGGUGAGGAUGAAGUAGACCUUGGAUCCUAUGUCCCAUAGCCCUGGACACAGGAGAACUGGGAACCCUGUAAUACUGUGGCACCAGCUGGAGCAGAGCCAGGCCUGGAAGACCCUGAUGGUCCUGGCAGCACUGUGACAGAGCCCCAUGGUCAUCCACACAGUCCUGCUGCUUGCCCAGCAGCCACAGCUGGCCAUGUGCGCGCGCGCGCACACACACACACACACACACCCAUGUGCUCACGAGUUGCACCCAGCCACACUGCCACACAAGCAUAGACAUGGCCACAUAUGUGCUGCUGUCACUCAAGGUCUGCCUCAGCCACGUUGCCAUGCACAUCACCUCAGCCUUACUCAGUGUCAUACAUACUCAGCCAUACACCAAGUCAGGUACGCAUACAGAACAGGUGUCAUGCAAGCAUGGCUGCCCCUGAGCUGCACCCGUCACCUCCCAGGUCCUUAGUCCAGCUCACCAGAGAUUCCACAGGACUUGGAGGGACAAGCAGCCCCCAGGGGGGAGGUGUCCCCAAGGGGAGGAAAGGAAGCCACAAUAGCCCUGGGUCACAAUCCGAGAGGCCUGGUGUGUUGUCAGGUGAACGGACAAUGCCAAGUCCAACUCCUCACUGCACAGCCAGCGCCUCUGAGGUCUAGUGAUCACAGGGCCCACCACCUCACCCACCAGGUGGGGGACACUCCAGGGCCAGCUCCAGCUCCAGGCGGGCUCUGUGGCCUGGCCCUGCCCUCCCUGGGCCUAUUCCUGGGCCAGGCUGCUGGGAGGCCCCUGGCUGUGUCCACCCCACAGAGCUCCAGGCUUUGCCAUCUUUCCAGCCCCGGUUGAGCUGUGCUGUAUCUGCAAGGCAGGAACAGGAUAUGGUAGGCGGACCCAGGCUGGGCGGGAGGGACAUUCCUGUGUUGUGUCCUCCCAAGCAUGUGAGGACCAGGCCCGCCCCGCCUGCCUGCCUGCUGAGUCAGGCCUCCGGGAGCUAAGCCUGCACACCCCCACCCUCUUCGACCUGCUCCCCACCACUUGACCCAGAGCCUCUUGAGAGUCAGGAGACAGUGCUGGCCGGAAGAUCCUGGGGACAAGUGGAAGUGCACCUCCCCCAGUGGAGCUUGGAGCUCUGAAGGGCUGAUUGGGAAACCCAGCCCCCUGGAGUGAGCACACUCCUUUUUCUUUUGGUUUGAUUAGCCAACCCCAGUGAAGACCAGGCUAAAAAACAGUUCCGGCUGGGGAUUUAGCUCAGUGGUUCCUCCUGCUUCACUUCGCAAGUGCAAGGACAAAAAAACAACAACAACAACAAAAAGCAGUUCCUCCCAUAGCUGUGGCUUACUUGGUUUGCAUGCCAGCCUGGGUGACAUCUCAGUUCCAUUUCACAGACAAAAAGACUGAGGCUUGGCCAGGGAGGGUGAGAGUUACCUAGGAUCCCACAGCAAGGCCAGGCAGUGCUGGACUGGAACCCAGUUCUCUGGCUUCAUUCCAGAGUUUGAACUGAUGAAGUUGCUUAGGUCCAAGGGAAGAGGGGGUAGCAGAUCUCUGCUUCAGAGGGGAAAGUGGCAGGCUGGAGAGCCAACUGCUGAAAGGUGAGGGGGCUUGAAGUGCCUGAGGAUGGGGUGAGUCUGGCAGCCUCACAGAGACAAAGUCUGAAGGCAGCUCAGCAUGUGAAUCCAGCUCUGUUUGCAAAAGAACCUGUGUGAGGAGCCUAACUUCAUUUUCCCAGUCCUCCCUGGAUUUCUUUCCAUUCACCCACAAGGUAGAAAAGUCAUCACUAAUGAUUCGGGAGCCCUGCCUUCAGGCCUCUAUCUGAGUUUUGGGGAUAGCACAUUUGAAGACUUUGGGCAAGACCCCAGCACUUUUGUUCAUUGAUUCAUUCAAGACACUAGGUAGCCUGGGCCUUGAACUCACUGUGUAACCCAGACUGGCCUCGAACUCUCCAUCUUCUUGCCUCAGCCUCCCGAGUGCUGGGUUUACAGGUGUGCACCGCCAUGCUGGCAGAGGUUUACACACUGAAGCCCACAUAUUCAACUGUAACUGUACACUACAUUAAAGAGUUUGGUUUACUACUUGAA